This is a messenger RNA of Pneumocystis jirovecii RU7, 1140 nucleotides long. RefSeq lists its product as uncharacterized. The record is from RefSeq and is a predicted model, not a curated record. NCBI's taxonomy places the organism in Eukaryota, Fungi, Ascomycota, Pneumocystomycetes, Pneumocystales, Pneumocystaceae. The transcript is spliced from 6 exons. Bases 1 to 1140 code for a protein of 379 amino acids.
AUGGAAAAUACAUCUAAAUGUAGUUCCUACCAAAAUAUUCCCUUUACUCCUCAAAAAAAUAAGUUCUUUAUGGCACAUCGGCAGCCAUAUGCAAGCCAACAUACCGUUGAUACUUAUGACCCUUUGGAAUAUUCAUUUUCAAGAAGAAAACCUCUAAGAUGCACAUCACUUCACCAUUCUAUUCUUUCAAGUUCACCAGAAGGCGGAUUAAAGACACCUAAGUCAGCAUCAAAUAAUAUAUUGGAUUCUCCACAAGGAUAUCAAUCCUAUAUUUAUCAGGCACAGAAUCCUCAGGAUGAAACUGCUCAUCAUGAGGCUGAAAGUAGUUCAUCAGAUGAAGGAACUAAAAUGAACCAUACCCAGGCAAAUUCUGCAUGUUCUAUAAACCGUACCAAAACAAACUUUUCUAAAACGAAUAUAAAAGAUAUCGGCAAUUUUGAUGAAACGGGUCCUUUGUUCUCUGAAAAUUGUGCUUCGAGGUCUUUUAAUGAAUUUCCAAAUUUCUCUCAAAAACAAUACGAUUAUAGCGAUUUACUUGCACUAUCCUCUAUUCAGCCUGAUCUUGUUAAGCGAAUCUCAACAAAAAAUAUGUUGUUUCUUCACAAACCUAAAAUGAUUCAAAGGAUUGCUACAAGUUUACUUGAAGAAUCUGCACCUGCUGAAUCUGAAAUAAGAAACGAGGCACUUCUUUCAAAAAUACUUCGCAGAUCACGCUACAUUGAUGAUCGUAUCGACUUUUAUAAUGCCACAGGACAAAAUGAAUCCCAAGAUAUGGCUACAAAUUCAUCUUUGACAUCGACGCAUCAUGUCGAUUCUUCUUUCAAUGUCUCUGAUAUGCUUUCUACUGAAAAAUUACCCUUUACUUGUCGAAAAAAUCUUGAUAUUGACACUGUAAAUCAUCCUCCAUUGUGUUCUCCUCUGAUGAAUAAUUCGUUUCAAGCAGGAAAAACAUCUAAAAGAAAAGUCCAUUCUGAUGAGCGUUUUGAACCAUAUCCUUCUUUUAAACGAAGAGCUCUUUCUCCUGCACUGUCUACAUCCUGUCCCGUGUUUACUACAGGCUGUUCCCCUCUUUCUCCCAAUUCUUCUCUUUUUCCUAUGCAAGAUACCAAUGAAGGUCUUAUGAAGAUGAGCUUGCAAUAG